Messenger RNA from Carica papaya (papaya), 786 nucleotides. Lineage: Eukaryota; Viridiplantae; Streptophyta; Magnoliopsida; Brassicales; Caricaceae. The record is from RefSeq and is a predicted model, not a curated record.
UUUCUUAAUCUACGAUUGGAAUUGGCUUAGGUUGUUAUGCUAGGUCUUGACGCAGCUGGCAAAACAACAAUACUGUACAAGCUGCAUAUUGGAGAAGUUUUGUCCACAGUCCCUACAAUUGGUUUCAAUGUUGAGAAGGUGCAGUACAAGAAUGUGAUUUUCACAGUUUGGGAUGUUGGUGGCCAAGAAAAAUUAAGGCCACUCUGGAGGCAUUACUUCAACAAUACAGAUGGACUGAUCUAUGUUGUUGAUUCCUUGGAUCGAGAGAGGAUUGGGAAAGCAAGACAAGAAUUUCAGGCUAUUAUCAAAGAUCCCUUCAUGCUCAACAGUGUCAUCUUGGUGUUUGCUAACAAACAGGACAUGAAAGGGGCAAUGACACCAAUGGAAGUAUGUGAAGGACUAGGACUGUUUGGUCUCAAGAAUAGAAAAUGGCAUAUACAAGGGACUUGUGCACUUCGGGGUGAUGGCCUCUAUGAAGGCUUGGAUUGGUUAGCUUCCACCCUCAAGGAGGUUAAAGCUGCUGGAUACUCAUCCGUUGGUACCUCCUCAUUCUAGUUGUCCGGGUAAACUAUGCUUUAAACUGUGACAUCCUGUUGAUUGAUAUUUCGUUCAAGGAAUCAAGAGUUUAGCAUUAAAAAGUGGCAAGUCCAAAACUGUGAUCUUUUUUAUUCCUUCUGAAAUGUCAUGUCAAAGCUAAUGAAGUUUUCUAGGGAGCUUAAUUCAACCUCACUCUGGUUUUACACUUGUAAUUUUUCUUCAAUGUAUAUCUUAAAGGUUUCUUUAAAA